Miscanthus lutarioriparius is the source of this 1647-nucleotide messenger RNA. The record is from the annotation of a GenBank genome assembly. Lineage: Eukaryota; Viridiplantae; Streptophyta; Magnoliopsida; Poales; Poaceae.
AUGGAGUCCUCCUAUCUGGGAAAGCGCAGGAUGAACGGCGGCGCCGAUAGGGAGACGCCUAGGGCGCCCGCUGCGUUCCUCCCGGCCGCCGCGCUGGGGUACGAGUGCGGCCACGCGGAGGCGGCCCACCACCUGCCCCGUCGGGUGGCGGCGGGCGAGAUGGACUUCUUCAAGAAGGAGAAAAGGGAGAGGAAGGACGCCGCCGCCGCCGCCUUUGUGCCGUCGGACGAGCACGGCAUCAAGGAAGACGACCUCACCAUCAACAUGGGUCUGCACCACGUCGGCGGGAAGAAGAGCAGCAUCAGGAGCGAGGAGUCCACCGUCGACGACGUCGUCUCCUCCGACAACGUCGAUCACAGGGAGACCAAAGCUGAGCUGGCACUGGCAAAAUCCGAGCUUGGGCGCCUGAACGAAGAGAACAAGCAGCUCAAGGACUUUGUCAGCAGGCUGACCCUCAAGUACAAUGCUUUCCAGAUGCAGAUGCCGGUCUACACUACACUGCUGCAGCAGCAGCAAAGGACCAAUAACCAUCGAGCCCUUCUUCGCGGAGCUCCAGGCCAUGAGCUGAUGAACGUCGUUCCGGAGACGAAGGACCAGGAGGGGAGCGGCGGCGGCCACCUGCUCCCGCGGCAGUUCAUCAGCAGCAUCGGCACCGCCCCCGACGACCCGCUGCACUCCAUGGGCUCGUACGCAGUGCGCGGCGGCGACAGCUCGGGGUCGACCAGCAACGCGGAACCGCCGCCGCCGCAGCCCUUGGACUACUGCCCUGGCAACGGGCUCAUGGUCAGCGGCAAGGACCUGAUGCCGCUGCCGGCGUUCGAGCACGGCCACCAGCAGCAGCACCUCGCCCACGAGAUGGGUAGCAGCAGCCGGGCGGAUGAGCCGCCGCAGCCGCACCACCUGGCGGCGCAGCAGGGCUGGCUCUCCAACAAGGUGCAUAAGUUCCUCCCCGCCAAGGGCCCCGAGCCCGUCCCCGAGGCCGCCACCAUGCGCAAGGCCCGCGUCUCCGUCCGGGCCCGCUCCGAGGCACCCAUGAUCAAUGAUGGGUGCCAAUGGAGGAAGUACGGGCAGAAGAUGGCCAAGGGCAACCCUUGCCCCCGCGCGUAUUACCGCUGCACCAUGGCUGCCGGCUGCCCGGUCCGCAAGCAGGUCCAGAGAUGCGCCGAGGACACGACGGUGGUGAUCACGACGUACGAGGGGCACCACAACCACCCGCUGCCGCCGGCGGCGAUGCCGAUGGCGUCGACGACUGCGGCGGCGGCGUCCAUGCUGCUGUCCGGGUCGAUGCCGAGCGCGGACGGCGGCAGCCUGAUGGCCGGGUCCAACUUCCUGGCGCGCGCCGUGCUGCCGUGCUCCUCCAACGUCGCCACCAUCUCGGCGUCGGCGCCGUUCCCCACCGUGACGCUGGACCUCACGCAGCCGCCCCCGGGCGCCGCCUCCGCCACCGCGUUCGCGCAGCCGGCGCCGGCGCAGGCGCGGGCGACGGGGACGGAGCCCUCCCAGCUCCAGGCCGCGCUCGCCGACGCCGCGGGCCGGCCGAUGCCGCUGACGACGCAGCUGUUCGGGCAGAAGCUGUACGACCCCUCCUCCAAGGCCCCCGCCCGCAGGCGGACGCGGCGGGCGACACCGUCAGCGCGGCGGCCGUGA